This is a messenger RNA of Punctularia strigosozonata HHB-11173 SS5, 4455 nucleotides long. RefSeq lists its product as uncharacterized. NCBI's taxonomy places the organism in Eukaryota, Fungi, Basidiomycota, Agaricomycetes, Corticiales, Punctulariaceae. The coding region runs from base 133 to 4323 and encodes 1396 amino acids. The transcript has 6 exons. The record is from RefSeq and is a predicted model, not a curated record.
GCCAACUCCGUCAGCUCGGAUGUAGAACGCCGAGCCCAACAUGAUGCGAGGCCUCUGCGUCGUUCUCGGAGGAUAUCAUCCCAUUGCGCUGAUACGAGCGCGCAAGAAGAGACAGUAUCGUAUCGUCGACCGAUGCUACCCAGCGCUGCCCAGCAGCUCACGCGAUCUGCGCCGGCUUCAAAGACCAAAGAUAAGGGGAAGAAAAAGGCGAAGAAUGAUGUGGUCGCAAGGAAGGUUCGGGAGUCGAGCAGGACGAGGCUCAACCUCUCGACUAAUACGGCCGAGCCCGACACGUCCGGAAAGGACCCCGCUGCAAUGGAUGACACGGGCCUGUUCACACCUCCUGGGUCCAACUCUUCGCAAGACACCUCCGCCAACUUGAUCGAUGAUGCCGACCGGGACGGUUCAAGCGGCCUCAUCAGCCCGCCGCCUGAAGAAACCCUGAGGCUGCAGGAACAGAGCGGGCGAGCUACUUCAAUUUACUCACCUGCCAAACCUUCCACGAAACGCAAACGACCCACUACCAUCACCACCAACCGAAUAACGACACCACAUGGCGAUCCAGCAUCCCCGCCACACUCAGGAACCGUCCUGCCCGCAGUAACACCCAAUCCGAAAGCCCGCAAGCAGCGCAUGCUCUCCCAUUCGCGCUCCCCCUCUACCGGACAUGAUCCUCAACCGUCGCCUACCGAAACCUCUUUCCGCCCUCGUGCAAGAUCGCAGACGCCCUCUCAUGGCCCGUUGAACCAGAGGUCGGGUCCCAACCACACACAAGACAAACCGAAUGCGGACUACGUACCCGCUUCACGUUCUGUCACUCCGUCCCAUCGACGAUCUGCCACCCCCGCGCACCAUCCUCCCAACCGCGUUGCGUAUGAGCCUCCGAGCCAGGUGUUUAGCAAUCCUGUCGAAAUCACGCUCGAUGCAGUUAGCCCUGCCCCUACGCGCCGCCGCAGCCGGAGUGCGUCACCGAGCAAGACCGGUCGAGCCAAGACCCCGGCAAAGGUCAAGGAAGAAGAAGAUCCAACGGGUCUCGCACAGCCUGUCCCACCAAGAAGCGCGGCACGGAGUGGGAGGCAGAAGAAGGAGCUUAGGCUUCAAAUCAAACACGAACCGCCUGAGAUCGACCUCUCUGCGCCGCUCCCGCCAGCCACCCCAACGGAAGACCCGUUACUUCUGCGAGGGCGCACCGAGGCAACUGCCAUUCCGAUCGUCGAUGACGAUGAGAUCGAGGUUCCCCAUCCUGCGAUACAGUCGCUUUCCCCGAAGCCCGAGAACAUCCCUCGGGUGGCUUCGCUUGAUAUGCACGAUGGUCGGAACGGUCGCGCAGGCAUAACUCACCAUAUGUCCGAGAACGUCCAACAAACCAUUCCUGGAGGUGGAGAUGGAGACUCGAUGAUGGUCGAUUCGUGGAGUUUCGACCAAGACAGGAGGGACUCGACGCAGGAUAGCUAUCGACCGCAGGAUGACGCCGAAAACCGUCACCCUUACGGCGAGGGCUUCGAUGUUGAACUUCCGGUCUCGAAUGGCGACGGCUGGUCCGAUUCCGAGCCCGAGCCCGACGAGCAGCCAUCACACGAGCCUCUCGCCGAAGCGUCCAACUUACCCGGACAUCGCGCACCGCCCCCGGAAGAUGCUUCGUCCUCGUUCGAGCAAGCAACUCUCGAAUCCCCCGCGCCUGUCAUGGAGUACGAAUACACGGGCCCGUUCACGGACCUUCUCGUGCCGUUGAAGCAUGAUCCGCCGACGGAGGAGGAGAGGAAGCGCAGCGAACGGUGGGGUCGGCCGGUGAGCCCUUUCCCGCUGACGCCCAGCGAAGAGGCGAGGAGCAGGAGACGGGACAGCUUGGGCCGUACGUCCGCUGAACGAGACGAGCCCGAGGGAGAAGCGCCGAAGCUAGCGUCGCCGAAGCCCGUUCGUCCGUUUACGCUCAUCCCUGGGCGGCAUCUUUCGCCGAGGAUCACCGCCGCUCCAAGCGUCCCCGUAUUCCGCACGGAGCGCCCUUCGACACCAUGGAGAGGCAGGGGCGGAUCAGCCGAACUCGGCCGAAAUACGCAUGAGGAUGCGGAUGACGAGCAGGGCGAUGGCACCGAUGAUCCAUUCAAGCAGAUGGGAACCGGGACGCCGGGGUAUAUACCCAAGAGUGCUCAGGAUCGGGACAAGAGCCGGGGAUCUUUGGUUUCCGUUCACAAUACUGAGGAGUCCAUGGGCGACGAUACCUCAGCAGGUAUACAGCCUUCGGACAUGCGCCAGGCGGUUGAGAGCGAUCACUCGGUAUCCAGGCAUGGUACAGAAGAGGAAGAGGAGCUCGUUGUUGACCUCGAGUUGUCAGUCGUGUUCGACGAUCAUGCAGAUGACGACAAUGAAGCAGAGGAGGACUCAUCGCAUGGUCCACUGACUGCUCCUUCCUUCUUUUCUACCCCUGCAAGAAGGACUGACGGUGAACAAGACCGCGGCCCUGUCGAUCCCCUGCAGGAUGGAGACGCGGAAGGAGGGGAGGAAAUGUCCGGGUCUGGCAUGGACGUGGAGAUGGAGGUGGACGAUGACGCUGAUAUGGAGCAAGUGGUCGACGAUGCAUCAGAUAGUGAAGACGAUGAGCCCAUAGUCGAACCGGAUGUUGUGCAGAUCACGAGCGAGGAUCCCAAGGCCGCUGCAAGAGCUGCCGCCAUCUUACGCAUGCACGAUUAUGACUGCCUGCCAAAGAUCAUGGUCAGGCCGCGUCGUCGGCACGCGACGGUCGAGGAGCUGCGGAAAUCUUCGCGUAGGAAGCUCCUUAGCGAUGGCGCGGUUUCGAAGUCAAAGAACCGCACACCUUUCCAAUCUCGAGCACGUUCCCCCCUCGUCCGUGGCGGGGUGAUUAACGGUCGCGUCGUGAUACCAGGCAGCCCUGCCAUGACCGUUCCAGAAUUCGUUCAGGAGGCAGAGGAGGAGCUGGAGUGUGGUAGUAUUCUGGGUGAGACUCCCAGCAAACGUCCACUCGGUUCGGCCGGCCUCUCAACGCCGAUGACAUGGGGGGACCGGUUAAGGGCCGCGAAAGCUCAGCAGGCCCGGACGCCUUCUCCAGCACGCUUUGGAGUUCCUGGUUCGCGAUUGCAGAGCCCCGCGGGGUCCGACGUACCGUGGAUGGUGAACAGGGAACCACGUGCCUGGAGCAAGGAUGAUUGGAAAAUGCUGGACGCUUGUUUUACCGAUGCUCGGUUAGAAGCCGGAGAAAGGGCUGGGUUGCCAGAAGGCGGUAUUGCGGAGGUGGACGACGUGGCGAUCGAAGAGGUAUUGGAAAUAUUUUACGAGGUGAUGGGCGGGAAGGAAGUCGUGAUGGGGCUAGGGCAUGAUUGGACCGAGGAUAAUCUUCGUGCGCGAGCGAAAGCAUUGCAGAAGAAACAGCGAUCCGGCAAUGUCGCGCCUCCUACGCCGUCCAUGCAUGCGCGUCGGUCGAUGUCACCUUGGUCUGGUGUGGAGGUGCCCGAAUAUACACCCAUCAAUCGUGGGCGCAUCGCUGAACCGACUGUCACGCCGUAUUCACGAUUUCCAGUCAAGAUCCCGGCACCAGCGUUCACCUUCACGAUACCGAAGUUGCCCCUUCCCCCGUCUCUAAUGGCCCCGAGGUAUUCACACCUGAUGGAGGAGGCGCAAGCCAUUGCCAAUGGCGGGCAACCCUCCUUUUCGGAUGCCGAUCAAUCAGGCGAGCCGGAUCCUGUGGAUGACAGCCAGACCACGGAAGAGCCUGACGCUAUGCACGUCGAUGCCUCCCCAUCAGAUGUCACCAAGGAGGAGCCUGAGGAAGUGAAUAUAGGCAAUGCUUCCCCGAGCAUAGGCACACGAGUCAAGGGGUUCCUCUUCUCUUACCUACCUGGGUCCGGCAAGGCCAAGUCAGAAACCAAAGCGUCGCAGUCUAGCAAAUCCGGUCUCCCGCUGCCUCCUGCAGAGAUGCUCGAGAAAGCACGCGGACCAAUAACCACACCCGCUCGCGAACCCAUGCCCAAGCCACCCCCUCCCAAGGACCUCGUCAAUCUCCACCACACGACACCCAAGCCUACAUUGAUCCCUCGCAUGGUCAACCGCCCACCGCGCAGACUGGUUGACCUCCGCCCUGUAUCUCCUUCCCCCGAAGCCGAGUCAAGACGUGAGGUGCCGAGGCCCAGAAGAAGUAGUGGCAGCAGCGUGAAAGACCUGGUGCAAACCUUCGAGCACUUGCAGAAGCUGGAACAGGAGAAGGCCGCCGCCGCUCUAGCCAUGGAGAACAGCCUGCGGAGAAGGCGAUCAACGCCGGACUUGAAACAGACAUCUGAACAGCCGCGAGAGCGACCUUCUUGGCGACCUUGAGACACCUCAUCUUCGGCGGAUGUCGUGUCGAUUAUGAUCUAGUUCCUGAUGCGUGGAAAUCCAUGUCUCCGUGAAUAUGUAUAUGUGUUUCAUCUCGGAUCUAUGUCUUUGUCCCUCGUUAAAUCAUGCUUU